AUGAACGUCUCUCAGACAAUGGAGACAGAGGAGGAUCUCCUGUCUUGUCUUCAGAUCAAAUUUUACCACCCUCAGCAGAGUUGUAGGGCCCUGUACGGUUUACUCCCUCUGGGCAGCCGGAGCAGACUGUCAGCCGACGACCCCCUCAGGUUUGGCCGGGACGCCCAGUCCUGCACCUUCUCCCUGGUCGACCCCCGGGUGUCCCGUAAACAGCUGGCCCUCUUCGCCUACCGCACGCCCCACAGCCCGGACAUGCUGUUCACUAUCCAGAACCUGAGCCAGAGGGGGCGUCUGUCGGUGAACGGCCAGGCGCUGGGAUACCUGGAGAGGACGGAUCUCCCGGACAAGGCUCUGGUCCGGUUUGGGGAGUACGAGAUGCUCAUCAUCAGGGAGUCUGGGGAGGCCAAGGCCAGCUUUGAGGUGGAGUUCGAGGUGCUGGCGGUGCCUCCGUCCAGGGAGAUGUGCAUGUAUGAGCCCAGCGUGACACCCGUCAUGGACACAGGCUCUCGUGUGAUGAACCGUUUCCCAGUUCACCUCAGAGCCACCGGCCCCUUGGAGACUGAUGAGACUCUGAUGUGUCAUUCGUGACGAACCGUCGCCGAUUACUGAGCUAUUCUGAGACUUUUUGACUUUCUUACUGAGCUUAAAGGUCAAGUAAAUUACUGUUCAAGUAGGUAUGCCUUACACAUAAUCAAUAAUGUGAAAUCAUAGUAUUAUUUUGCACCUUGUAUCUAUCAUAUCUAAAGAUUCUGAAGCUGUGAUCUUUGUGCAAUUUCACUUUUAAAGUGUAGAUGUUAUGAAGCUAUUUUCAACUGAGCAUUAAACUGUUUUUAUGUAA
Messenger RNA from Amphiprion ocellaris (clown anemonefish), 838 nucleotides. RefSeq names its product TRAF interacting protein with forkhead associated domain (gene tifa). The record is from RefSeq and is a predicted model, not a curated record. Bases 1 to 588 code for a protein of 195 amino acids. The transcript has a single exon. Gene Ontology annotation, molecular function: protein binding. NCBI's taxonomy places the organism in Eukaryota, Metazoa, Chordata, Actinopteri, Pomacentridae. Gene Ontology annotation, biological process: canonical NF-kappaB signal transduction.